This is a messenger RNA of Funneliformis geosporum, 750 nucleotides long. NCBI's taxonomy places the organism in Eukaryota, Fungi, Glomeromycota, Glomeromycetes, Glomerales, Glomeraceae. The record is from the annotation of a GenBank genome assembly.
AUGAUUCGCCAAACAUAUAAUAAAUUACUUAAAUUAUGUUUCAUCACCAUAAUAAUUUAUUUGUAUAAAGUUGAGUCAUUUAAUCCUGUAGGACGUAACGCUCAUUCAUCUGUUCUUGUUGGAAAUAGAAUAUAUUUUUUUGGUGGAAGAAACGAAAUAACUUGUACAAAUGAAGUAUUCUAUCUUGAUGUAUCUCAACGAUUUAAUUCUGAACUUCCUCCAUGGACUGACCUUACAUUAAAUUCAGGAAUGAACUUUAGAGGUUGUUGGGCGACUGCUGUUGCAGUAAAUGAUAGUAAUAAUAAUCCAACAAUAUACCUUAUUGGAGGAUAUAUGAUUGAUCAAAAUAAUGCAGAUAUUUUUAGCUCACUAGUACAUUCAUUUAAUCCAAAAUCUGGACAAUGGAAUGCACCUAUAAUUGCAGGAACAGAGCCAUUGAGACGAGGAUAUAUGCAAGGUGUUGCUGAUAAUGCUGAAAAAAUUUAUAUUUUUGGUGGAGCUUCGUUAGAAAAAGAAAAUAUUCAAUUUUAUAAUGAUAUGAGUAUAUUAAGUACUAAUGAUUUAAUGUGGACAAUUGGUUCUAUUGCUAAUGCUCCUUUACAACGUCAUUCAUAUACUGCAACAUUUUUAUCAAGUGGUAUCAUUGUAUAUAUUGGAGGCUGGGAAUUACCUAGUAAUAAUUUUAUUAGAAAUAAUGAUGUACAAAUUGACAAUCCGUCUGAUAUAACAGAUUGUAAUCCAGAUGAGUAG